Messenger RNA from Cydia strobilella, 1002 nucleotides. RefSeq lists its product as uncharacterized. The record is from RefSeq and is a predicted model, not a curated record. The transcript is spliced from 2 exons. Lineage: Eukaryota; Metazoa; Arthropoda; Insecta; Lepidoptera; Tortricidae. Bases 184 to 1002 code for a protein of 272 amino acids.
UGUGUUUGACUUACGUGUCCCAAUACAUAACAUGGCGCAGCCGCAGGAUUUCUAAAUAAAACUUAGUAAACGAAUUAGUAGUAUCGGGAUACUAAUUGCGAUUCGGACUUAAAAGUGAUUUGUUUAUGUGUCGCGACUGUCGCGAGUUUACGCCGGGCGUAGAUAGUGUGUUAUCGUUGAAAAAUGGAAUCGUUGUUGCCUCCACCGCCGCCAUUUACUUUUUUGAACAAUGAACAGAAUGUAACGUCUGGAAAUGUUUCAAAAGACUGGGAGAAGUGGAAAAAAUCAUUUGAAAUUUAUUCCGUCGCGUGUGAGCUAGGGAAAAAGGACGCAAAAGUGCAAAUAAACACUUUAUUACAUGUAAUUGGUGAGCAAGGACGUGAAGUGUAUGAACAAUUUAGUGACACGUUUGCAGAUUUAAACAGUUUACUUAGCAAGUUUGACUCUUUCUUCUUGUUGAGGAAAAAUAUCACUGUACAAAGACAUUCAUUUUUUACACGCGAUCAGAAAGAUGGAGAAUCAAUAGAACAAUACUCGUUUGAACUGAAAAAAUUAGCUAACAAAUGUGAGUUCAAGGACUUGUGCGACGAUUUAGUACGAGACAGGUUAAUUUGUGGCAUUAAAGACACUACAAUAAGGGAACGGCUCCUUCGGGAACCAACUUUAACGCUUCAGAAAGCGAUUGAUAUCUGUAAUAUAGCACAGAUGUCACGCGUGCAAGCAGGCGUUAUAAAAAAGGAGUCGACAGAACAACACGCGUAUUACAUAGAGGUCGAGGUCGGGGUGGCUGGCGAGGCGGGCGCUUCGCUCGACCACCGCUCGCGCGCCCCCCGUCUGCCGCUCGCCCCGCCGCCGCCGGAUCAGCUGUUCGGCGACCAUAUGAUCAACGGGAUAACGGAAUCAAUUAUGGAAUGCGCGCUGCCUGUGAGAUGUGUGGAGUGUCCCAUGAUAAUCAGAGAUGUCCAGCUUAUGGAAAAAGGUGCUUGCGGUGCAAUCGGUUAA